CUGAAUCAUAAAUUGUGUUCCCACCUUUAUCAACUUGUUUUCGAUUAUAAAACACUAGUUAUUAUAGAUCAGUUAUGAUUGACGGUAUAAAUAAUUGAUCUUGGCGACUAAACAUUACUGAGAAAAGGCAAAAUUAGUUUGAAUCUCAACUGGAUUUCCACUCAACCUACAUUUUGUGUUUUUAUUGCUUAUUCCACCUGAGUAUACAACGCCUAAAAAAAUGGCGUGAACUUAAGUCGUACCUCAUUACAUUUUAGUAUUUGUUUUCUAGGUGUGAGAGCUAUAACUUCAAUCAGAAUCGACAGUCAAUGAGGACUUUGCACCAGCCGAUAGCAGAAAAAACCCAUCGCUUACAUUAGUUUUUGUUACCAGCCUAGCGGUUUUUUCAAAGCUAAAGCUAAUUAAUGAAGGAGCGUUAUUAAUUAUUAUUUAAAACAUUAACCUGCAUGCGCAAGGCAGAAAAUAGACUUGAAGCAAGGGUGUUUGUUUAUAUCGCAUGACAAAGCUUAAAGAAGCAUAUAACAGCUUGUGGCCAGCUGGUAUCCAGAAUUGUCUUUGGAAAAAUGCAUAUAGCUAUGGAAACCGCAGAAGCACCGGGCGGAUUGCUAUUUCAGCUACUUAUAAAUUCCGAGCGGUUUCGAUGGGUAGACUUACAGCUGCGACUGAACUGAAACUGAAAAACAAACCAAAAAGAAAACGCUAAACACAUCUGAUUUAUAAGUUAAUCAUGGUUGCACGGUUCUGCGCUCAGAAGGUUGAAGAAUACGAAACACUUCUACAACAUCAGGCAACUCUGAUGUUAAUCCUGUGUGCGCUGAACCUAAUUUUUUCCAUUGUGGCAAUCCUUGGAAAUCUCCUUGUCAUUCGGGCCUUGUGGAAAACCUUGUCAAUACCCGCUACUUUAAAGACGUUGUUCCUAAGCCUUGCGGUUUCCGAUCUCGCAAUGGGAUUAUUUGCGCAACCAAUGUUUGGUGUAGUGAUUGCAGUGAUGUUAAAGAUGACGGUUAGUGGAGACUACAACUCCUCCAUGUUUUGUCCAUCUGUGGUCACCAUAUGUCAUUUUUCUUUAUUUUUUCUGGCUUGUGCAUCGCUAUUGCACGUGACUUUCAUCGCUUUCGACAGACUUCUUACAAUUUUUCUGCAUCUCCGUUAUCAAGAGCUUGUGACUCCAAACCGUGUUAACAUAGCCUUAGCAUGUUUGUGGUUGACAAGUGGUGCUGCAGCUUCGAUGUACAUAUCACUUCCCAAUAACAACGACAGGGUAUCGGAGGUGCUUGAAUUGGUUGGCCUUCUCGUCACAACUGUGGCUUAUUUUCGCAUUUAUAAAACUGUGAGACAUCACCAGAAUCAAAUUCAAAGUCAAAAUCAAGCGUUAAAUGCUCAAGCAAUGGACGCCCUCCGAGAAAGAAAGUCGGCCAUCAAUGCUUUGAUUGUUUAUGUUGUGUUUCUAGCUUGUUAUGUUCCAUAUUUAUGCUGUACGAUUUUGUUAAUGGUGGAUAAACUUCGGGUAUCUUUUUUGGCAGGUUAUCAAAUUUCCUUAUUGUUGCUUCUUCUCAACUCCUCAAUAAACCCUCUAGUUUACUGCUGGCGAUAUCGCGAGAUUCGUCAUAUUUCCAAAAAAAUC
Molecule: messenger RNA, 1624 nt
Organism: Orbicella faveolata
Lineage: Eukaryota; Metazoa; Cnidaria; Anthozoa; Scleractinia; Merulinidae
Product: adenosine receptor A1-like
Source: RefSeq, a predicted model, not a curated record